AUGGACAAGAAGGAAAAGAAAGAGAAGAAACACUCCGCCUAUCAUCGCCCACAUCGUCACCACUAUGCGCGCGACACGAUCCAGUCGGCAGUCCAGCUACAGCAUCCAUUCUCGUUCGACAACUACAACCCUCUGAAACGAGCUCAGCAACAUCACCACCAUAAAUCCCGUCGUGAUCCGUCGCCAGAGAAAGCCCAACAAAAUACAGAAGAAGAACAAGAGCAAGAACCUCCAAAACCACAAUGGUCGCCCGAAGUAGAAUAUGCCGUCGACCACCCACCACAGCGUCUCGUCACUCCCGACACUAUCGCCUACGAACGUCGACUACGCCAGAAGCGUCAAGACCACGUCUCUAACGCCUUGAGUGCUCUGUCUCGCGACGCUCACACUGCCACUCGGAAGCUGGACGACACUUACUAUGCAUUACUCCAAAAGGUCGGCGUGCUCAAAGCCACCAUCGCCUCCUUUCAAGACCUACACUCCUGCCUCGAUGAGACUACAAAAGACUUUGCCACAAGAUCAGACUCCCUCGUCAAGGACAUCACCGGCCAAAUCGACGCUUUUCAGAACAUGUCACAGCAAGACGAGUCCAUCGAUCAACUAGUCAAGCGACUCCACAAGGCCAAGGAACGAGCAGAGACUUGCGAGUCCAGGCUAGAGUCUUGUCGCUCACGUCUAGAGCAAUGGGAAAAGAAAGAGCAAGAAAAGAACAAACGAAACAAUCGCACUUGGGCUCUAGCUUUGACCUCUCUGACUGCAUUCUUACUCCUUGUUCUCGCUAUCGUGUUAUGGAAANAGGGCUCUCUGGCUUCUGUAGUCGAACAGCCAUCGGAAUUGAAAGAAGCCCUGGGUCUGGAGAGGAACAAGACCGCUCCUGGUAUUCAUCUCGUUGAUCCUAAACAAGAAAAGAUGCAAGCCAAAGAAGCUGCAAAGUGGGAUAGGUUGCUUGAUGAGCUUUGA
Aureobasidium musti is the source of this 960-nucleotide messenger RNA. NCBI's taxonomy places the organism in Eukaryota, Fungi, Ascomycota, Dothideomycetes, Dothideales, Saccotheciaceae. The record is from the annotation of a GenBank genome assembly.